AUGCCCACUGUUAAAUGCUUAAUAGCAGUUGCUGUAAAGAGACAAUGGCCUUUUUUUCAACUAGAUGACAGUAAUGCCUUUCUUCAUGGUGACCUAGUUGAGGAGGGUUCUCCUGGGUCUUUCACAACCUUGGAUGUGUAUGUUGAUGAUAUAAUUCUUACAGGGGAUGAUGCUACUGAAAUCUCUGAUUUGAAACAGUUUCUCCAUGCCCAAUUCAAGAUCAAAGACUUGGGUCUUCUAUUGAAUAAGAAAAAAUCUGUAUCUGAUUUGCUCUCUGAAUAUAAAUGUGAAAUUGUUUCUCUUGUUGCUUGCCCUUUGGAACUUCAUGAGAAGGUAUCCGCUGAUAGUGGCGAAAUCUUGGAUAAACCUGAAUCCUUUUGGAGUUUGGUUGUCAAGUUGCUUUUCUUGACCCAUACUAGGCCGGAUAUAUGUUUUGUUGUACAACAUCUUAGCCAGUUUCUAAAGUGUCCUCGCGUUCCUCAUAUGUCUGCUGCAUUACACAUACUGAGGUAUUUUAAAGGUACAUUAGAUAUUGGUCUUUUCUACUCCAAUAGUGAUUGGGCUGCUUGUGUUGAUACACGGCGAUCUAUUACUGGUUUUUGUAACUUUUUAGGUGAAAGUUUGAUUGGCUGGAAGUCCAAGAAACAACCUGUUGUCUCUCUUUCUUCUACUAAAGCAGAAUAUCGAGCCAUUAGUAAGGUUGUGGCUGAAUUAACUUGGAUGGUUCGACUCUUGUCUGAUCUACAUGUUCCUGUCUCUCUUCUAAUUUCUGUUUUUUGUGAUAAUCAAGCUGCUAUACAUAUUGCUAAGAAUCCGGUCUUCCAUGAACGUACAAAACAUAUUGAAGUGGAUUGUCACUUCAUUCUCUCCAAGUUGGGUGAAGGCCUGAUUCAAUUGGGUCAUGUAUCUACUUCCAAGUAG
Molecule: messenger RNA, 921 nt
Organism: Nicotiana attenuata
Lineage: Eukaryota; Viridiplantae; Streptophyta; Magnoliopsida; Solanales; Solanaceae
Exons: 3
Coding region: 1-921 (306 amino acids)
Source: RefSeq, a predicted model, not a curated record